UCUCGGCCACCUGGCUUCCCGCUUUGUGAGGACCCGUCAGAAAUCCAACAUGGCGGCAGCCAUACGUGUGUGUUGUGCCCUCCGCAUCGUCGCUGGAGGUGCAGCUCCUCUCCGCGCGGUAUCGGGCGACCUCCAUGGAUCCCAUCUUCUCAGUCGAACGACCACCGCACUUCCUCUUGUGCCUGUUGCGUGUUGGCAACAAAGCAGACAUGGCAGCUUCUUCAACAAGCUGACGGCCGAAGACCUUUGGAAAGGCGUGUUGGCCGAGUCGGGGGCAGGUGCCAGGAAGGGCAGAGGGAAGCGAACCAAACGCAAGCUGAGGCGGGAUCUGAACCGAGGCCAGACCAUCGGAGAAGGUCAAGGAGGCUUCCUGUGGCCCGGUUUGAAUGUGCCCGUGUUAAAAAACGGCACCGUGCAGAGUAUGAGCCGCAGAGGCCAGGCUGAGCAGCAGGAAGUGCAGGCUGAACUAGUGCGUCAGCGUGAUGAGUGGGAGAGGAAGAGGAAGAUGAAGGUGAAGCGGGAACGAGGAUGGACGGGGAACUCGUGGGGCGGCGUCAGUCUUGGCCCCCCUGAUCCUGGACCUAAUGGAGAGACCUAUGAGGACUUCGACUCUCGGGUUAUCGAGGUGAAGAGCGUCUUCAACAUGACGGCAAAGGAGGGCAGGAAGCGAUCCAUCAGCUGCUUAGUUGCCGUGGGCAACGGCCAAGGCGCUGCAGGUUUCGCCUUGGGGAAGGCGGCUGACAGAAACACUGCAUUGAGGAAGGCUAAGAAUCGAGCCAUCCACUACUUGUACUACAUCGAAAGAUACAACAACCACACCAUUUAUAACGACAUCGAAUCCAAGUUUAAAAGGACGACGCUUCGUAUGAAGAAACAGAACGAAGGUUACGGCCUUCACUGUCACCGCGCCAUCAUCACGAUGUGCCGGCUGAUCGGCUUGAAGGACAUAUACUGUAAAGUGGAAGGUUCGGUCAACCUCCUCAACAUCACCAGGGCGCUCUUCUCCGGCCUGGCCAAACAGGAAACCCAUCAGAUGCUGGCGGACAAGAAGCAGCUCCACGUGGUGGAGUUCCGGCAGGAGCGCGGCCCGCUGCCCUUGGUGGUGGCGUCCCCCAAGGAGGGGCCUCGGACCCAACCGGAGCCCGAGGACGAGAUCCCAGACACGCGUCUACAUUGGGCCGACGUGCGCGCCUCCCAGGGAUUCAAACGCUCCAUCUGGGCGGGCGUCAAGCGCACCAUCUGGUAGAACUGCAAUUCAUGGGAAAAAGCUUGGGGAUUUUUUUUUGUAUUUAUUGUAGAAUAUGGUGAGAAUCACAAUUACACAUCACAAGCUGAUGUUCUUUCUUGUCUAUAUCUGUAUAUGACAUGUAUUAAAACAAAAUAGGAUUUGAAAAUGAA
Hippocampus zosterae (dwarf seahorse) is the source of this 1398-nucleotide messenger RNA. It is a transcript of the gene mrps5, whose product is annotated as mitochondrial ribosomal protein S5. The coding region runs from base 50 to 1246 and encodes 398 amino acids. Gene Ontology annotation, cellular component: ribosome. Lineage: Eukaryota; Metazoa; Chordata; Actinopteri; Syngnathiformes; Syngnathidae. Gene Ontology annotation, biological process: translation. The record is from RefSeq and is a predicted model, not a curated record. The transcript is spliced from 12 exons. Gene Ontology annotation, molecular function: RNA binding; structural constituent of ribosome.